AUGUAUACAGGGUAUCAGGUCAUGAACAAUGCCGAGCAUCUCGCAACAAGUGAGGAGCAACUGUCACGGCAGGCCAACCGCGACACUAAGCAGGCUCUGCAACACGCAAUUGCUUCCGCAGAUUUUUAUAUGAAAGCCUAUGCCGAGGCAACCAAUGCGACUGACCGUCUUCGCCUGCGGCGAAAAUGUCGAGAGAUGAUCACGUGGGCUGAGCAACUCAAAUCAAAAGAGCCCAGCGGCAUUUCAUCUCCGCCUACGUACCGCAAGAUCACGGGAGAAGAGGAGACCAUUCUUCGGCAAUCAUCCUACUUACAUGCCUGUUUCUUUCCGCCUUGGCAGUCCGACCCAAGCGAUGAUGUAUUUGAAAUUCCCGCAGGGUAUCCGCCAUACACGGAUCAUACCGAGUAUGCUAUGUCCCAUCAGCAGAACGAUAUUCUGGGAGGCUGGGAGCGACCUGCCACUCUCGUCGGCUCUCUCUUCCACACCGAUGAGCCAUUCAACGGUACCACUGCACUGAUGGCCGCAAGUGGCGACAGUGACCUGGUCCAAGAUAUAACGACGGACUGUUCUGUGGUAGCUAGCCUUUGUGCAGCUAUGGAUGUUCUUGUCACAAAGUCGCGCGGCAAGCCGCUUCUCUCACGCCUGAUGUUUCCGUACGACCACACCAACGAUCGUCCAAAGCUAUCGCAGUCCGGGAAAUACAUAUUCCGCAUGCAUUUCAAUUCAAUGGGCUGCUUUCCGUGAGGGAGUUAAUCGAUGAUCGACUGCCCGUAUCACGAGCUGGCAUGACCGUAACUUAUUCGUUGUUGAUCGUCGGAAUCC
Verticillium alfalfae VaMs.102 is the source of this 822-nucleotide messenger RNA. RefSeq names its product PALB. The record is from RefSeq and is a predicted model, not a curated record. The transcript is spliced from 4 exons. NCBI's taxonomy places the organism in Eukaryota, Fungi, Ascomycota, Sordariomycetes, Glomerellales, Plectosphaerellaceae. Bases 1 to 744 code for a protein of 247 amino acids.